GACCUAGGUAAUUGGUAGGGGCGCGGCUUGAGCGGCGUCGUCAAGGGCAGGAGUGCAGCGUCGCCAGCUUGGACGCGGGCGGUCCGUGCAGAGGGGAGGCGGCACGUUAGCCGGACCUGGCUGCCUAGCAGCGGCACGAUGAGCCUGGCCCUCAGGAAUGAGCUCUCAGCAGACAAAACUAAAAAGAAGAAAAGAAGAGAACUGACUGAGGAACAGAAGCAAGAAAUUAAAGAUGCCUUUGAAUUGUUUGAUACAGACAAGGAUAGAACGAUAAAUUAUCAUGAAUUAAAGGUGGCAAUGAGAGCCUUGGGCUUUGAUGUGAAAAAAGCUGAUGUCCUGAAAAUACUUAAAGAUUAUGAUCGAGAAUCAACAGGCAAGAUCACUUUUGAAGAUUUUAAAGAAGUUGUGACUGAUUGGAUACUGAACAGAGACCCACAAGAAGAAAUACUCAGGGCAUUCAGAUUGUUUGAUGAUGAUGACUCUGGUAAAAUAAGUCUGAGAAACCUGCGCCGGGUUGCGAGAGAAUUGGAUGAAAAUAUGUCUGAUGAAGAACUGCGGGCUAUGAUUGAAGAAUUUGAUAAGGAUGGAGAUGGAGAAAGUUCAUGGAAGGCAGUGGAGCUGUUGCAUCUCCUGUUACAGCGCAACUGAAUACUGGAUAGGGUCUGGAGGCUUCAAAUUCUUAUAUCAUGCUAGUUUUAGGGGUCUUCCAUGGGAACCUUCUGCAGACAUCUGACAGUGAGUUCAUGGUGCUGUACUGAGUACAUCAGGCUGAUCUGUGUUAGAACACAGGCUUCAAUGCAAGGAAAUGUGUUAAUUCCAAUUUUGUUCUUGAAAAAAAUAAAGGACAAUAUAUGUAAUCUACUAGGCAAUCACUGUUUUUAAGCUGCUAUGAAGAUCUGUGAUCAAUAAGAGAUAGAAUAAAUGACCUAUAAUGCCCCAAUGAUAAUAAUAGUUAUGACCUUGUAAUUUAAUACAGGCUUGUAGCAUUUAAUUUCUUGUUUUUUCAUAUUGCUCAAUGAACAUUUAAAAAUGUGCAGUAAGUUUUAUAUCAGAUUUCAUUCACUUGAAAUCAUAAAAAGAUUACUUUUUCUUUUCUUUAGCAGAUCUAAAAAUCAAAAUGACCUAAAUGUGUUGCUAAUCUAAUUUGAUUGCAGCCUGUAAACUAUGUGUUUUAGAGAACCCAAGAAUCUGGUGGCUCUGAGUCUGUUUUUCCCUUUAGUUUUGGAAAGAACUAUUUACAUGGAAGGGUAAUGAUAUUAAAAUUAAUAAACUAAGGAGUGACUGAAAGAAAUUUGUGUGUUCUGAAAUUGAUAAAAUGUGUUCUCUUUGUCUAAAAGUGAGUUGGUGCCAAAAGAGUGGUCUCAAACUCAUGUGAAAGAUUAAUUUCAUUAUUUGUUUGUUUGUUUGCAUAGCUUACAAAAUCUCUGUGUAAAUAAGCACUACAUCCUAAAUCCAAACUAGCAAGGUCAACAGCACUGUUUAUUUAGGCCAGAGUAUACAAUUUAAGCACCCCAAACCAACUAAUACAAACAAGAAUAUAAUUACUACUAAUUCUUACUAUUUUUUUGUAAACUGUUCCUGGUGUAUGACAGAUUCUUAUGCUUGUUUUAUAUUCUGAGACACAUAGUAAUAUGACUCCAGUAUCCCUCUUUUAAAUUGCUAUAAUGUUAACUGCAGUUUGAAAUAACUGCAAAGUUUAAUAAUCUGUAGAAUUAUGUGAAACUGCAUUUUUUUCCUUCAUGAACACCAGUUUUUUCUGCUCAUUAGAAGCAAACUUUUUGAAUUGUAACUGGCAUCCUUCCUCAGAACUUGAUCUAGGAGUGCAUGAUAGAUUUGGAUAUUUUGCUAUAUUUGCAUUUUAAAAUCCUAACUUAGAAAAGACAAACAAAUGUAAAUCGUGGGAAUUCAGUGAAAGGAAUCCAGAAAAUCUACCAGGAUCUACUAACUUGCCAUUUAAUCUAAAUACAAAAUAGGCACAGCAGUUGGGCAACUGUAUGUUUAUAUACAGCUCCACAUUUUUGACUGAAAAGAGAGCUUUCUUAAUAUAGACUAAAGUGUGAUUUUGCAUGAAAAAGUGAAUCUGUAAACUUAGCAUCAUGUUUAUUGUCUCAGUGACUUUUCAAAUUCCAAACUUGAUAUGUACACUGGCACAGCAACUUGUUUAUCCUAUCUAAAAGCUCAGUCUGAGGUCAGCAAGUCUAGCUACAUUCAAGGGCCCAAAAUGAAUGCAAUAGUACAUCUGUGGGAAUGGUUGCAUAAUUCAACAUCUUACCAAGUCACCACAUCAAUCCAGGGUUGUGGUGGUGAGGACUUCUAAUAAUGCUUCUGCCUUGUCUCUAAGCUUCUCCACCCUAUAAUGUGUUUUCCUGUCUUCCUCCCUUCUGUUUUCCACACAAAAGGGAAAAUGGAAAUGCCUGGUUUCUUCCCAAAUGACUAAACAUUGAAGUAAAGACUGGGAAAACAGCAAGGCUUUCAAAUGAAGGAAGUACUUUUCUUGUUGCUAACCUAAGGCUAGACUCUGUUAAAGGAGUCAUUCACCAGUAGCAAAUCCUUUUCCAUGCAGCCUUCCAGUGUCACCAGCUCAGCUCAUCCUGCAAGGCACUUUUUAGAUGGAUUUACACCACCACAGUCCCAUUCCUGGCAACAUGUAGGCCUGGGUAAACGGGAGGAAUGUGUGUACUUAAUACCUGAGGCAACCCUGAAGUCCUUGCUGACAAGUGCCUUCACAAGACAUAGAGAGCCAAUCUGUGAUUUCUAAAUGCCACUCUGAAGAUGAGUGCAAGUUACUGUAUUUGGUAGGGCCAUGGCUGUAAUGCACAAGUACACAGAACUUUUAUUGUCUGUAAACAUGGUACAAAAGAGCUGAUUCAGCCUUUUUGAAGGGGACAGUGCCCUGCAGUCCUAGAACUGCAUAAUGCAAGUCAGCUCACCUGUGAGUGGAGUAGUUAUUAGAGCACUCUGUCACUACCAUUGCAGUCUUAGUCAGGCUGUAAAUGUCAGGUUGUUUGGUUGCUGUUUUUUUUUCCUAAUACAUUGUGAAAGACAUUGUGAAAGGAUGCUGCUUCAGCAUUGUGUGAUGAGAUCAUUUGGUUUCAGAUAGCCCAAGUAUAACUCCAAGAAUGUCCUGCUGAACAUCUACACAAACUGAUUUUCCAUCCUGAAAGAUUUUCUUGUAUUAAUAGAAGAGGUUUGGUGAUGAUUUUUUGGUUUGGUGUUUUGGGGUUUUCUUUGGUUUGUGUUUUUUUUGUUUUGUUUUGUUUUGUUUUUUGAACAGAAAUUAAGUUGUUACUGAAAAACAAAACAGGCUGCCAUCCCUUUUUCUUUUCUGGGCUAAAGUCCAAUUUUACACAACAGUCACAGAGAAAAAGCAAACACAUCUCUAGAUUCAGCAAGAAAUAUUAAACCAGUAUGUAAGUUCUGUCAAGAUAAAAUACCUUUGUGAUUUACAUUACAAUUAAUCCUGACCUUUAAGUCUUGCAGACUAAUCUGUAAAGUACUUUAUCACUGAAUCAACAUGUGAAACUGCAGCAAAGUGACUGUUUGUCCCACUGUGGUGCCACUGAAGAGCACAUAGGAAAGCAGAUUAUAGUGCAUGGUGCCCCAUGCAUCGCAGCUGUGAUGUAACUGAAAUAUCUACUGUGGAUUAAUAGAGUGACUUGCUACUGCUGUAGGAAUUGAAAGUUAAUAUUUUUAUGAAUACAGAGCAUAUAACAUUUAAUUUACAUGAAUCAGGAUAUUUAGAAUUAAGUUUAAAAAUCUGGGCUGGUUUUCUAACAAUAAUUCUCAGAUCGUUUCCUUAUAUCUCGCUGCCCUCAUAAAUUUUAUUUCCAUUUUUUUUAAGGAUAAGUUGUGUGUCAGCACAGAUAUUGCAGCCUUAAUUUAAACUUUUUUGGCUUUUGUCUCUCAACACAUGUUGUUUGAAUGCAACCUUUAGUAGAUGUGUCAUUUCUGGCACUUCAUUUAGUCUUCUCUUGUUCUUUUUUUUUUGCAGGGAAAAGAAUCCUCAGAAUGAAUAUUUCAGUUUCUUUAAUUUACCCAGUGGUCACUACCAGACAACACAUAAUAUUCACCAGAUGGUGUAAGCAGGUUAUCAAGUAGUUAUUAAAACAGGAGUUCUUGACACAUUAUCCAAUAACAAAGCCCCUAAUUUUAUUGUGUCAUGGCUUGCUUGGAGCAAGUGCAGUAUACAACUUCCUCAUGACGGAAAGAGGAGGAGUAUAUACUGCCCAGUGACAGGACUUGAGUAUAUGGUGUGAAGUGGUCUCAUAGGAGGUUCAAGAUGGGUAUUAGAAAAAGGUUCUUCACCCACAGGACACUGAAACAGGCUCCCCAGGGAAGUGCUCACAACAUCAGGCCUGACGUGUUCAAGAUGUGUUUGGACAAUGUUCUCAGGCACAUAGUGUGACUCUUGGGAUGGUGCUGUGGAGGCUGAAGAGUUGAACUUGAUGAUGGCCCUGUGGGUCCUUUCCACCUCAGAAUAUUCUGUAAUUCUUUGAAGUGUUGGUAGGAACCUGAUACCAUGGAAAAAGUUUAUCUGGUCUUUCUCCAGUCUUUGGGUCAUGGCACCAGUUUCUAUUUUAAUUUUGUUAUAUGUAUUAUUCCAAGGCCACUUACGUUGUCUGAUACAUGUCAAUCAAUAUAUGUCGCUUAUCUUGGA
Molecule: messenger RNA, 4657 nt
Organism: Motacilla alba alba
Lineage: Eukaryota; Metazoa; Chordata; Aves; Passeriformes; Motacillidae
Gene: CETN3
Product: centrin 3
Exons: 5
Coding region: 139-648 (169 amino acids)
Cellular component (GO): myosin II complex
Molecular function (GO): calcium ion binding
Source: RefSeq, a predicted model, not a curated record